CUUCCUCCUACCACUUCGACAGCUCAAACACCCUCACAUCUGGUGUCAAUUCCCUCCCAUGUUCCGCUUGCUCCAACCCCAGAUGAGAUCUGCCCACCACAAGCUGGGAUCAAACCCAAGGGCUUCUGGGCCAUCAUAGUUGGGCAAGAAGUUGGUGUAUUUUAUUGUUGGUCAGUUGGUGGUAUUCAGAAAUGGUACCCAUCUUUCCAACAAGCUCUUCAAGCAUACACCGUCAAGUACAAUGAAUCCAGUGUCCAUGCUGUUCCGAUUCCGGGUGGCCCAUUCUGG
Messenger RNA from Suillus bovinus, 288 nucleotides. RefSeq lists its product as uncharacterized. NCBI's taxonomy places the organism in Eukaryota, Fungi, Basidiomycota, Agaricomycetes, Boletales, Suillaceae. The record is from RefSeq and is a predicted model, not a curated record. The transcript has 2 exons. The annotation marks the transcript as partial.